UCAGUUGCUAACGGAACACGAGGUGGGAGUCAAUCAGUCAAUUUCGAGCGUCAUCGUGUCGAAACGAUAAUUUGCUCGACGUCCGACGAUGCCAUGCAUCUCACUGAUAACGUAGGAUUAUUCGUUGUUUUUUAUGUAUAAGCUUCAGUUGUAUUCUCUUGGUUGUCGUUCUUUUCUGUGACACACAAGCGAGAUAGGACACAUUGAAUCAGCAGACGAUCAAUUAAUGCGUAUCAUCUGACGCUGUUUCUGGUCUGUAUAGGCAAGAUGCUCUCGCACAUCAUACUCGUGACCCUAUCUCUCCUCUCUACUGCAUUUGCUACUGUGAUACAUUAUCAGCCGGAAGCUGUACAUAUUUCUUAUGGCGAUAACAUUCACGACAUUGUUGUCACUUGGAGCACAAGAAACGAUACCAAAGAAUCAAUAGUGGAAUAUGGCAUAGGUGGGUUUGUUCUGCGAGCUGAAGGAAAUUCUACCCUCUUCGUCGAUGGCGGGAAACAAAAACGGAAACAGUAUAUCCACAGAGUAUGGCUAAAGGAUUUAACGCCCAACAGCAAAUACAUAUAUCAUUGCGGUAGCCGUUAUGGAUGGUCAAAUAUAUUUUACAUGAGAACUGCACCCGAGGACUCUACAGAUUGGUCACCGCAAAUAGUUAUCUUCGGUGAUAUGGGUAACGAGAACGCGCAGAGUUUAUCACGGCUGCAGGAAGAGACCGAGCGUGGUUUAUAUGAUACUGCCAUUCACGUCGGCGAUUUCGCUUAUGAUAUGAACACGGAUAAUGCGCGCAUAGGAGACGAGUUUAUGCGGCAAAUUGAAUCCGUUGCUGCUUACAUACCGUACAUGACUGUACCCGGCAACCAUGAAGAGAAAUACAAUUUUAGCAAUUACAGAGCCCGAUUUACUAUGCCAGGUAAUUCGGAAGGCUUGUGGUACAGCUUUAAUAUAGGUCCUGUACAUUUUGUAGCUAUAGAAACUGAAGCUUAUUAUUUUAUGAAUUAUGGUAUAAAACAAAUGAUUAAACAAUAUGAAUGGUUGGAUAAAGAUCUACGAGAAGCUAAUAAACCUGAAGCAAGGGCUCAACGUCCAUGGAUAGUAACCUUUGGACAUAGGCCAAUGUAUUGCAGCAAUAAAAAUGCAGAUGAUUGUACUAACCAUCAGAGUCUAGUUAGAGUUGGAUUACCAUUUUUAAAUUGGUUUGGACUGGAAGAUCUGUUUUUCAAAUAUAAAGUAGAUUUAGAAAUUUGGGCGCACGAACAUAGUUAUGAGAGGAUGUGGCCCAUGUAUAACUUUCAAGUGUACAACGGCAGUUACGAGGAACCGUAUACAAAUUACAAAGCACCUGUACACAUAGUUACUGGCUCAGCUGGUUGUAAAGAAGGUCGAGAGAAAUUUAUUUCAAAACCACCGGCAUGGUCCGCAUUUCAUAGCUCAGAUUAUGGAUACACGAGAAUGAAAGUGUUCAACAAAACCCAUUUGUAUCUCGAACAGGUAUCCGAUGAUAAAGAUGGGGCUGUUUUAGACAGAGUUUGGCUUGUGAAAGAUAAACCUUUGCCGCAGUAUGUAGAAGUUUUUCCUACAAAUUAAUGUGACACAAAUCUAAUUUUAAUUAACGCCAUAUUACAAAUCGAGAUAAUGAACACAAUGUAGAUUAAAAACAUUUAGCGAAUUAUAUUGUUAUAGUAAAUAAUUAAUUUUUUUUUACUUCGGCUUUGUAUUAUACGUAUAAUUAUAUAAUUUGAAUUUGGUACACAUUUUACGUAGCUGAAUAUACUACGGUCGAAAUGUAUAUAUGAACAUGAACAAUAAAAUGCGUGAUAUUUAUCUA
Messenger RNA from Temnothorax curvispinosus, 1825 nucleotides. Its product is annotated as acid phosphatase type 7. The record is from RefSeq and is a predicted model, not a curated record. Gene Ontology annotation, molecular function: metal ion binding; acid phosphatase activity. The coding region runs from base 268 to 1584 and encodes 438 amino acids. The transcript has 8 exons. Lineage: Eukaryota; Metazoa; Arthropoda; Insecta; Hymenoptera; Formicidae.